This is a messenger RNA of Humulus lupulus (European hop), 1322 nucleotides long. Its product is annotated as 28 kDa ribonucleoprotein, chloroplastic-like. The transcript has 5 exons. The coding region runs from base 94 to 960 and encodes 288 amino acids. The record is from RefSeq and is a predicted model, not a curated record. Gene Ontology annotation, molecular function: mRNA binding. Gene Ontology annotation, cellular component: cytosol. NCBI's taxonomy places the organism in Eukaryota, Viridiplantae, Streptophyta, Magnoliopsida, Rosales, Cannabaceae.
AUAAAUUCUUCGUCAUCAUCAGUGUUCUUCAAUCCUUCCCUUCUAGUUCAAGUCGAGAACUCGAAGCUCAGCAGAGUUGGCAUCUCUACGAGUAUGGCUUCACUCCGUCUUCUUUGCAUCCCCAACAACAACAACACAGAAACUCAGUUCCAUUCCCAUAUCUCUGCUUCUUCCACCUUUAUCAUGCCUCGUAGUUGUAGCUUUCCCAACUCUCUUAAACUCGCCAAAACUAUCAAUAAUAAUAAUACCAAUUUCCUUCUCCAUUUCUCUGCCAUUCCCCAUGACCAAGCCCAGGCUCUUGAGUCUUCUCCUCCGGUACUGACUCAAAGCGAAGAACUUGAGUCAGAUUAUAAAGAUAGAUUCAGAUUGUAUGCCCAGAACGUGCCUUGGGAUUAUACGCCCCAAGAUAUUCGUGCUCUUUUUGACAAGUAUGGAACUGUUGUAGGCGUUGAGCUUUCUAUGUAUAACAAGACCAAAAACCGGGGCUUGGCAUUUGUUACAAUGGGUUCACCUGAGGAGGCUCUUGCGGCUCUCAAUAAUCUGCAAUCGUAUGAAGUGGAGGGUCGUGUUCUAACACUUGACUAUGCCAAACCAAGAAAGAACAAAUUUGUUCAACCUAAGCCAGAAGUCACAUUCAAUUUGUUCGUAGCAAAUUUGUCAUUUGAAGCAAGAGCUAAGGAUCUCAGAGAGCUGUUUACCAAUGAGGGUCAUAGUGUAGUUUCUGCACAAGUUAUAUUCUAUGAUGAAAAUCCAAGAGGGUCCUUGGGAUAUGGAUUUGUGUGCUUCAAAUCCAAGAAAGAAGCUGAGGCAGCUCGUACUUCUGUUCAAGGAAAGUUGUUCAUGGGAAGACCGAUUCGAAUCGAACUUAGUAGAAAAUUUGUGAAACAAUCAGCCAAAGAGAGUACUACAGAGUGUGAAGAAGAUACUUCACUGGAGUUGAGCUCUGGUAUAGAAGUAUAGAUGUGAGAUUUUGCUUAAUAGUUUAUUGAGAAGAGGGUUUGAAGAAGCAGUGGCAAGGCUGAUGUGAGCUGAUAAGCUGUGUAAACGCUCCUCUGCUAAUAAAGUUUUUUUAUUUGUAUUGAGCUUUUUUGGGUAGUGUUGCUAUUUGACACCUUAAGGUAUCCAAUAACACACGAGGUGACACCUUAUGGUUGGUUAACGAUAUCUUAUAAUAUCUAUUAAAUUCAAAUAUGUGGGACCUGAUAUUAAAUUGUAUUAAUAGCGUUAUGACACCUUUUUAUAGUGUUGGGCACCAGUGAUGCCCCUUAGCAUUUAUCUUUUUUUGGGGUGUUUGCUUAUUAUUAUGUAUUUCUUUUUGUUAA